Prunus armeniaca (apricot) is the source of this 393-nucleotide messenger RNA. Lineage: Eukaryota; Viridiplantae; Streptophyta; Magnoliopsida; Rosales; Rosaceae. The record is from the annotation of a GenBank genome assembly.
AUGGAGUUUGUUGUCGUGUCUGAAUUUUUCAGAAUUAUGCUUGUGCAGGUUGUUAACACAACAGACCAAGGUUAUGGGAUUGCAGCUGAUAUAUGGAGCCUUGGUUGCACUGUGUUGGAGAUGUUAACCGGGAAGUUUCCAUACGAUAAGCAAGAAAGGGUCCGUAUCAUUGCGUUAUUUAACAUCUUUCAUGGAAACCCCCCUGAGAUUCCUGAUUCUCUCCCGAGGCAUCGACGAGAUUUUAUACAGAAAUGCUUGCAAGUUAAUCCACAUGAUCGUCCCACUGCUAUCGAGCUCUUAAAUCAUCCAUUUGUGCAGGAGGAAUCUGCUAGAAGGACCUACACACCUGUGCAACAAGUCAAUGAUCGUCCUUGUCGUCACACUUUAGGAUGA